Molecule: messenger RNA, 1418 nt
Organism: Moneuplotes crassus
Lineage: Eukaryota; Ciliophora; Spirotrichea; Euplotida; Euplotidae
Source: the annotation of a GenBank genome assembly
AUGGAACGCCAGAAUUUUAGAAUUCCUGCUUGGGACAACUUUUCACGACGAUAUGAAGAGAAAAAGACACCAAAGAGUCCUAGAUUUAAGGUCACUGACCUCUUCAGGACUCAAGAAUCAUUAAGAGUAAACCAACGAGAAUGCAAUAACACUACAGUUCAACCUUCUGGGCAAAUGUCCAGGUUCUCUCCUCUAAGUAUGGAAGAGAAUAAAAUGGAAUCCACUCAAAAUUUACCUGACCUCAGUGGCUCGAAUGGUGAGCCUAACACAAAUCUCGCUAUGGUGUCUCAAAAUCGAACAGGAAGGAAACAACAAUUAAAGAGCUUGAGAAGGACGAUACUUAAGAAAUAAAGCUACCAAAAGGAUGAAUAGGGUCAAGAGUUUAGACCAAAAGGAUGUAGAAAGCAAACAAAAUGUAACAGCAUCGGUUUUAAAAGCCCAUAAAGAUGUCAUUAAGACUCUGAUGAAAGUCUUUUCCUCACUUAAUAAAUAUUCACUCCAGACUAGUAGGAUGCCAGACUCUUUUGAUUUUAUGAAGAAAUUUGAGCUUGAGAUACUCAGAUUGCAGGAGUUUAAGAAGAAGUAUUUGUCACCCAUGAAUCCAUUUGCUAAUGCUCCAGAUAUGGUGGAAAGAUUUAUCAGAAACUUUUAUGCUCUAAAGUCCUUACAAAGUAAAUAAAGGCCCUUUCGAAUACUUCUUCGUCCGUCGCUGAGACGACCCAGAUUGCUUCAGUAAAGAUAAUAUUGGGAAAUUGUGUCUCCAUGCACAUGGGAAUCAGAAGAUAAGAAAGAAUUGAGGGUCGAUUCCAUUCAAUGAAAUCUUUCAGACUUUCAAGACAAGGCUCAGCAAAGCUCAAAAGUACAUUGAUGAUCUUAAGAAAGAUAUAAAAACUAAUGCUGAGCUAUCCAACCUCGUCAAGAAAUUAAAGAACAAACUCAGGGAAUUAAAAAUACAGAAAGCUUUAAAUACUUCAUUGAAAGGUGAUGAGGUUGCUCAAGCGAUUGAAGAGAAUAAAGAAAUAUCUAUAGAAGUACAGGAGAGGCUUAAAAAGCAUGAAGACCAAAGAGCUAAGCCUAAAUUCUACCCUCCUUCUAUAAUAAUCAAAGAAAGUUUGGAGCAUUGUGACCACUGCUGCCUUGGAGAUAAACAGAAGUGAUUCCUUGAGAGAUACUUCCACAAAUACUAUAACUUACUUGAGGCACUUGAGAAGCUACUUGUUUGCCCAAUAACGUUGGAAAUGAUUAAGAAGCCAACAAUCAUACCAUCAGGAAACCUUGUAGAAAAAAGAGUGGUGCAGAGAUUAAUAAGAGAUGGGAAGGCAGAUCCAUUUAACAGAAGGCUGAGAUUGGAGAAAGUAAUACCAGACAGAUUUGCUAACGCUGUUCUAGAUCUAUUCAUCAAUAAUCUUCAAUUUUAG